Messenger RNA from Phytophthora infestans T30-4, 1002 nucleotides. Its product is annotated as PpiC-type peptidyl-prolyl cis-trans isomerase, putative. Gene Ontology annotation, molecular function: peptidyl-prolyl cis-trans isomerase activity. Lineage: Eukaryota; Oomycota; Peronosporomycetes; Peronosporales; Peronosporaceae. Bases 40 to 837 code for a protein of 265 amino acids. The record is from RefSeq and is a predicted model, not a curated record. The transcript has a single exon.
AACGUCACGACCGAGCGAAGCACUUAUCGAUCAUUUGCCAUGGCGCCUAAAGUCCUAGCGCUUCUUGCGACGGUGCUGCUGUGCUGCAUCGCCUCCGUCGCAGGCCAAGACGCCGCCCCCGUCGCCAUCCAGGCGCAUGCUAGCCAUAUCCUCGUAGACACGGAGGCUGAGGCCGACGACCUGAGUGUGCAGCUGGGAGAAGCCUCCAACCUCUUCCUUAAGUUCGCACAGCUCGCCAAGGAGCACAGCAAAUGUCCAUCCAGCCGCAAGGGCGGUGACUUGGGUACGUUCGACCGCGGCCAGAUGGUGCCUGAAUUCGACAAGGUUGCGUUUGAGGGCGAGAUCGGCGUCGUGCACAAGGUCAAGACCCAGUUCGGCUGGCAUCUCGUGCUGAUCUCCCGUCGUCUGGAUGGCACGGAGGAGCCAGACAAGUACCGCGAUCUCAAGCAGGCGCUGCUAAAGAUUAUGCCUUUCCUUGGCCCCAUUAUCCUCAUCUUUAUCAUGGCGUAUGGUGCCCGUGGGAGCAAGGGCGGUCCUCGUGCCCGCGCGUUCCAUAUCCUGGUGAAAUCUGAGGACGAGGCUGAUAAAUUGUUUAAGGAGAUCGACGCUGCCGAGGACAAGAAGACGAAAUUGUCGGAACUGGCUGGAAAGCACAGCACUUGUCCGUCGGGCAAGAAGGGAGGAGACCUGGGCAUGUUCGGACGUGGCGAGAUGGUACCGCAGUUUGACAAGGUGGUGUUUGAAGGAGAAGUGGGCGAGCUCGCCAAGGUGCAGACCCAGUUCGGGUGGCAUGUGCUACUCUGCACUGAGCGUCUCGGAGACAAGAAGUCGAAGUAGAUAGUGGGUGACAUUCAUGAGAUACGAGUAAAUGAAGAGCUUCUCUUUGUCGAACUGGAAUGGUGGCAAAAAUGGUAUUGUUGCCAUCCCAGUUUACUGAAUUGAUUUUUUUUCAGAAUCAUUUUUAAAUGUACUGUAUUAUAAUAAUACAGUUACAUACUACUA